This is a messenger RNA of Dermatophagoides farinae (American house dust mite), 1633 nucleotides long. RefSeq names its product cathepsin O. Gene Ontology annotation, biological process: proteolysis. The record is from RefSeq and is a predicted model, not a curated record. Gene Ontology annotation, molecular function: cysteine-type peptidase activity. Lineage: Eukaryota; Metazoa; Arthropoda; Arachnida; Sarcoptiformes; Pyroglyphidae.
UCUUAUUAAUUUAUUUUUCAACCACUAGAUGUCGGAAACAUUGUCAUUAUAUUUGAUGCCUGGUUUUAGAGGCAAGACAAGAAUACCAAAAAACAGACACACAUUUUCGUCGAAAAUUUAUUUAUUUAAAUUAAUUGAUGAUGAGAUGCAAUUGAAAAUGUUUGAAAAAACCUAAAAAUCAACGUAUACGUUUGAGCAUCAAGCCAUUAUCACAUUUGACUGUUGAUGAAUUUCUGAAUCAAUGAAUUGAAACCUGAAGUGAUGACAUUUUCAAUCAGUAAAUGAUUGAUCAAUUAUUCAAUUGAUCCAUGAAAUUAAUGAGAUGAUGCUUUGAAAUAUUAAACGUCCAAUUGAAUAAAUUGUUGAAAAUUGAAAGAUUUUUUUUUAUUCAUUCAUAUGAUUGAAACAUCAGUCACCAUCACAAUGUCUUUAUGCCGAUCAUCAUUGUUCUUUUUAUAUUUUUGUUUCGAUAUUACAAUCCAUCAAGUACGAACACAACUUGAUGAUAAAAAUUAUCUUUUAGCAUUACGAUCGGUUAUUAAGAAAUUAAAUUUCAAUCAAUUAUCCUAUGAUGAAUUUCGAAAUGAUAUCAAACAAUUGGCUACUGUUGAUCCAGAUGAUCUGAAUGAUUGUUAUGAUAGUUCAUUUGGUGAACGAAAUCUAAAUAUAAUUCAUAUGGAUUUGAAUACGAUUAUCGAAGAAUAUUUUAAUACACCAGAACAAAUACAGCUAUUAUCAAUGGAAUUAUCAGAUGGAAAUCAGCAUACAGAUCAAUUAUUAGAGCAACGAGUGGAAAUUCUGGCUACAAAUAUAUUGCAAUUGACUAAAGAGGUUUUGAAAUGUUUGGAAAGUCCAAAAGAAAAACGUUCCCGUUUAGGUAUAACAUCAAUUUCACAUCUGUCUGAGGAAGAAUUCCAAUCGCUUUUGGGUGAUCAAUUAUAUGAUUCCAUGCAGAAUUCCUCAUCGGAAAUAAUAUCGGGUCCAAAUCUACAAAUACCGAUGAAAUAUAGCUGGACUGACCAUAACGCUGUAACACCUAUACGUAAUCAAUUUCGAUGUGGUAGUUGUGCAGUAUUUAGUGCAGUUGCAACAGUUGAAAGUGCUUACCUUAUCCAUUAUGGUCGUAAACGAAUGAUAUCACCACAAUCGAUUGAUCUAAGUGAACAAUCAGUUCUAGACUGUUUACAAAAUGGUGUUUGCAAAGAUGGAUCAUACGUUGAUGAGUCAUGGAAUAUUAUCAAACGAAAAGGAAUAUCAACGGAAAGAGAGCGACCAUAUCAAGCCAGACAAACUGGUCAUUGUAAUCGAAAUCCACAAUCAUUGAUAUAUAUGAAAAAAUGGAUUCAAAAUUAUCAAAAUACAGAAAAAUACAUGCAACGGUUAAUAUUACAAUAUGGACCAAUAUCGGCUUUAAUUGAUGCACGUAAAUUACAUCAUUUGAAAGGACCAUUUCAUGGUUAUUGUGGACAAAAAAUAACUCACGCAGUAGUGAUUGUUGGUUGGAUCCAAAAAUAUUGGAUUAUUAAGAAUAGCUGGGGAAAAAACUGGGGACUGAAUGGGUUUCUUUAUCUACCCCGUGGCCAGAAUAAAUGUAACAUUCAAUAUUAUGCUGGUGUGCCAUUCAUUCGAUGAU